Messenger RNA from Peromyscus leucopus (white-footed mouse), 4427 nucleotides. RefSeq names its product ribosomal RNA processing 12 homolog (gene Rrp12). Lineage: Eukaryota; Metazoa; Chordata; Mammalia; Rodentia; Cricetidae. The record is from RefSeq and is a predicted model, not a curated record.
AUGGCCAAGAACCGCGGUGGUGCAGUAGGAGCCUACAGCAUCGGGAACACCAGAACUCCUGUCCUGGAAGAGGACGCGAAGCCGGCUGAGGGCACACGUGGGUUCAGCUCCCUCCGCGGCGUGGCUGGACCCGGUUCCCCUGAGCUGAGCGAGUCCCGGCCCCAGUUUGGUCGACAUGGGUCGCUCGGGGAAGUUGCCUCCGGUGUCUCGGCCAAGCUGAAGCGCUGGAAGAAAGGCCACAGCAGCGACAGCAACCCCGCCACCUGCCGCCACCGCCAGGCCGCUCGCAGCCGCUUCUUCAGCCGUCCGUCAGGAAAGAGCGACCUGACGGUGGAUGCCGUGAAGCUGCACAAUGAGCUGCAGUCCGGGACCCUGAGCCUGGGCAAAAGCCAAGCCCCUGAGACGGCCAUGGACCAGGAUCCGGAGCUGCCUUUCAGUGAGAAGUCCUCGGGCACAUUUCUGAGUGGCCUGUCCGACUGUACAAACGUCACCUUCAGCAAAGUGCAGCGCUUCUGGGAAUCCAACUCCGCUGCCCACAAAGAGAUCUGUGCUGUCCUGGCUGCUGUCACCGAAGUGAUUCGAUCCCAGGGAGGCAAGGAGACGGAGACUGAGUACUUUGCUGCUCUGAUGACAACCAUGGAAGCAGUGGAGUCUUCAGAGUCGCUGGCUGCUGUCGCUUACUUACUGAACCUUGUUCUAAAGCGUGUGCCCAGUCCUGUGCUCAUUAAGAAGUUCUCUGAUACCUCCAAAGCCUUUAUGGACAUCAUGUCUGCCCAGGCGAGCAGUGGCUCCACCUCUGCACUCAGAUGGGUCCUCUCCUGCCUGGCCAUCCUCCUGCGGAAACAAGACCUGGAGGCCUGGGGCUAUCCUAUAACCCUUCAGGUGUACCAUGGGCUGCUGAGCUUCACCGUGCAUGCCAAGCCCAAGAUCCGCAAGGCUGCUCAGCAUGGAGUAUGCUCAGUUCUUAAGGGCAGUGACUUCAUGUUUGGUGAGAAGGCCCCCGCUCACCAUCCUGCUGCUGUCUCCACUGCCAAGUUCUGCAUUCAGGAGAUUGAGAAGUCAGGAGGCUCCAGGGAGGCCACCACCACACUGCACAUGCUAACACUGCUGAAGGACAUGCUGCCCUGCUUCCCAGAAGGCCUGGUGAAGAGCUGCAGUGAGACUCUGCUUCGGGUCAUGACCCUGAACCAUGUGCUUGUGACAGCCUGUGCCAUGCAGGCCUUCCAUAGCCUCUUCCAUGCCAAGCCCAGCACAAGCACCCUGUCUGCAGAGCUCAACGCUCAGAUCAUCACGGCCUUGUAUGACUACGUUCCCAGUGAGAAUGAUUUACAGCCCUUGCUGGCCUGGCUUAAGGUUAUGGAGAAAGCCCACAUCAACCUGGUCAGGUUGCAGCGAGACCUGGGGCUGGGCCAUCUUGCUCGGUUUUUUGGAAGGGCAGUGACCUGUCUCCUGUCCCCUCAUUCACAAGUGGUAGCAGCGGCUACCCAGACUCUCAAGGAGAUCCUGAAGGAGUGUGUGGCUCCACACAUUGCUGACAUUGGCUCUGUGACCUCUUCAGCCUCAGGUCCUCCCCAGUACAUCGCUAAGAUGUUUAGGGCAGUGGAAGAGGGCCUGACAUACCGGUUCCAUGCGGCCUGGAGCUCUGUGCUGCAGCUGCUGGGUGUCUUCUUUGAGGCCUGUGGGAAGCAAGCCCAUCCUGUGAUGAAGAAGUGCCUCCAAUCGCUGUGUGACCUGCGUCUCUCCCCUCACUUCCCUCACACAACAGCCCUGGACCAGGCUGUGGGGGCCGCAGUGACCAGCAUGGGACCCGAGGUGGUGCUCCAGGCUGUGCCUUUGGAAAUUGAUGGCUCUGAGGAGACUCUGGAUUUCCCACGGAGCUGGCUGCUGCCUGUCAUCCGGGAUCACGUUCGGGACACGAGGCUGGGCUUCUUCACCACUUACUUCUUGCCCCUGGCCACCACUCUUAAGAGCAAAGCAAUGGACCUGGCCCAGGCAGGCAGCACAGUGGAGUCCAAGAUUUAUGACACACUCCAGUGGCAGAUCUGGACCCUCCUGCCUGGCUUCUGCACAAGACCCACAGAUGUGGCUGCCUCCUUCAAAGGCCUGGCACGGACAUUGGGCACAGCCAUUAACGAGCGCCCAGACCUGAGGGUCACUGUGUGCCAGGCCCUGCGCACUCUCAUCACCAAGGGCUGUGAAGCAGAGGCUGACCGUGCUGAAGUAAGCCGCUUUGCUAAGAACUUCCUGCCGAUCCUCUUCAACCUGUAUGGACAGCCUGUUGCAGCUGGGGAGGCGGCAGCCCCACGCCGUGCUGUGCUGGAGACCAUCAAAACUUACCUCACCAUAACCGAGUCUCAGUUGGUGAAUGGCUUCCUGGAAAAAGCCACCGAGAAGGUUCUUGAUCCUGCCAGCUCUGACUUCACCAGAUUGUCUGUCCUGGACCUGGUUGUGGCUUUGGCUCCACACGCGGAUGAAGCGGCCAUCAGUAAGCUGUACUCUACCAUCCGGCCCUACCUUGAGAGCAAGGUCCAUGGGGUUCAGAAGAAGGCCUACCGAGUACUGGAGGAAGUGUGCGCCAGCUCCCAGGGCCCCGCCGACCGCUUUGUGCAAAGCCACUUGGAUGAUCUGAAGAAGACUCUGCUAGACUCACUGCGGAGCACAUCCUCGCCUGCUAAAAGGCCCCGUCUGAAGUGCCUCAUACACAUUGUGAAAAAGUUGUCAGCUGAGCAUGAGGACUUCAUCGCUGCUCUCGUCCCAGAGGUGAUCCUGUGUACAAAGGAGGUGUCGGUGGGUGCCCGGAAGAACGCGUUCACUCUGCUGGUGGAGAUGGGCCAUGCUUUCCUGCGAUUUGGCUCCAGCCAGGAAGAGGCUCUGCAGAGAUACCUAGUCCUGAUCUACCCUGGACUUGUGGGUGCGGUUACCACAGUGAGCUGCAGCAUCUUGGCUCUGACCCACCUCUUGUUCGAGUUUAAAGGACUGAUGGGGACAAGCACAGUGGAGCAGCUCCUGGAGAAUGUCUGCCUGCUGCUGGCUUCCCGCACCCGUGAUGUGGUCAAAUCUGCUGGCUUCAUCAAGGUGGCCGUGGUGGUCAUGGACGUGGUGCACCUUGCCAAGCAUGUGCAGCUAGUGAUGGAAGCCAUCGGGAGGUUGUCAGACGACAUGCGACGGCACUUCCGGAUGAAGCUUCGGAACCUGUUCAUCAAGUUCAUCCGCAAGUUUGGGUUUGAGCUGGUGAAGGGUCUGCUACCUGCAGAAUACCACAAAGUCCUGGUCAACAUCCGCAAAGCUGAGACCCGGGCCAAGAAGCAUCGUGCCCUGAGCCAGGCUGCUAUGGAAGAGGAAGAAGAGGAGGAAGAAAAAGAGGAGCCUGUCCAGAGCAAAGGCGACAGCAUCGAGGAGAUUUUGGCUGACUCUGAGGAUGAAGAUGAGGAAGAGGAACAAGGCCAGAGCAAGGAGCAGCGGAAGCUGGCACGGCAGAGAAGCCGAGCAUGGCUGAAGGAAGGUGGUGGGGAUGAGCCCCUCAAUUUCCUGGAUCCCAAGGUGGCCCAGCGAGUCCUUGCCACCCAGCCUGGAUCCAGGCAGGGCAGGAAGAAGGACCAUGGCUUCAAGGUGAGCGCUGAUGGCCGCUUGAUCAUACGCGAGGAGGAAGAUGGCGACAAGGUGGAGGAAGAAGACGGCACUAAAGGGCAAGAUGAAGAGAUGAUUGAUGACUUGAUGGAAGAUGCUGGUGUCAGAAGUAAAAAGAAGCUUAAGCGGCAGAGGGAAGAUGAGGAGGAUGAGCUGGAGAUCCCGCCUCGGUACCAAGCUGGAGGCUCUGGCAUCCAUCGACCUGUGGCCAAGAAGGGUACGCCUGGAGCCGAAUACAAGGCCAAGAAAGCAAAGGGUGAUGUGAAGAAGAAGGGCCGGCUUGAUCCAUAUGCUUACAUCCCACUCAACAGAACCAAGCUCAACCGCAGGAAAAAGGUGAAGCUACAGGGACAGUUCAAAGGUCUAGUGAAAGCUGCUCAGCGGGGAUCCCAGGCGGGACACAAACUGCGCACCAGAAAGGAUCGUCGGCACUGAGUCCUUGGGGGGAAUGGAGCUGUUCUCUGCCACAGUCCAAGGCCCUUUUCCAGCCCUCAUGCUGUUUUAACACCAGCUCCAGGUGUGAGCCUUGCAAAACCUGGACAAAGAAGGACUCAUUGGAACCAGGACACCGUUCCUAGAAAGAUGCAUAGGAUUUGGAAAGUCCAAAUGUCCUUAGAAACAUUGUCAACAUCUGGGAGUGGAACCAUGUGACAUUGCUACCUCUGAGAGCCCCUGUGAGGUGCUCUGCUUUCUGCCCAAAGUGGCCAUGAGAGCAGAGUGGUGAUCAUGGUCUACAUGUGGAAGGUCUUCUGUAACCAGGCAUAGAAUAAAUGUGCAUGGCCAUGCAUCAACCCUGAAAA